Paralichthys olivaceus (Japanese flounder) is the source of this 4234-nucleotide messenger RNA. It is a transcript of the gene cdc42ep4b, whose product is annotated as CDC42 effector protein (Rho GTPase binding) 4b. Gene Ontology annotation, biological process: regulation of cell shape; positive regulation of actin filament polymerization; positive regulation of pseudopodium assembly. Gene Ontology annotation, molecular function: small GTPase binding. NCBI's taxonomy places the organism in Eukaryota, Metazoa, Chordata, Actinopteri, Pleuronectiformes, Paralichthyidae. Gene Ontology annotation, cellular component: membrane; cytoplasm. The record is from RefSeq and is a predicted model, not a curated record.
GUGAAGUUGAGAGGAGGUGGAGGAGGAGGAGGGCCGCUUCAUGCGCCACAGUAUACCGACGCUGGAGCUCCGACACGGCGGGCUGUCCUGCUCCCACUGUCCCGCGGAGGAAGCUGAACGUCAGGACGGAUUCUGUGCGACACGGAAGCUUCGCCCGGAGUUUCACGGAGCCGCUUUCCCGCGUGCACGGAAAGUUACCGGGAAUAUAAAGUGGAACUUUCCCCUUCGCUUGGCGCGUAAAGGUUGAUCCAACUGUGGAAUGAAAUCCGAGCUCGAGGAUCAGAAUGGCUGCCCACAUUAAACACCUGGAAUUAUACUUGAUUUGACAAGAUCUUAUACAACUGCCAGAAAAACUCUCUGAACUCCUCUGUACACCUUCACAACCUGGUUUGACUUCUGCCUGCAAGCGAGAGGCCGUCAUCAUGCCUAUUCUCAAGCAGCUGGUGAACAACUCCAACCAAUCAAAGCGGCGGUCUCGGGCAGACCUGACCGCAGAGAUGAUUAGCGCUCCACUGGGGGACUUCCGCCACACGAUGCACGUGGGUAGAGGGGGUGAUGCCUUCGGGGACACUUCAUUUCUUAGCACCCGAUCGGGGGAACCUCCGAGGGAGCCAGAGACAAAGCAAAGCUCCCCGGGGCCCAAACCAGGGUUGCUGUCCCGCACCUUCAGAAGCAGCAAGCGCUCUCAGUCAGUAAACAGAGGAGACAAGUAUGAAUACAAUAUGAUGGCACCCUCUGGUGGCUCAUCCAACUAUGUGAAAAACGCCAUAUCCUUACCAUACCUAAACGACGAGGAUACUAACAGAAGCAACCAGCUGACGAAGAGUGUUUCUUCCAGCCCAAUGAAGAAGCUCACAGAGAUCGAAACCAAGCCGAGUAACGGAGCAGCAGCGAUGGCGACGCUUGAUGCAGAGUUCGAUGAGCGAAAUUUUGGCGAACUCACAGAUUUGCCUCCAUCCAUGCCCAAGGGAGGCGGCAUGAAGCACGCAGAGUCUAUGAUGUCCUUCCACAUCGACUUGGGGCCCUCCAUGCUGGGGGAUAUCUUGAGCGUGAUGGAAAAGAAAGGCUGGGAGGAGGACGACCUCGGCUACGAGGAAGGCAAGAGCAGCGAGGGCCGCGGAUCGCCCUCCCUCAUACCCCACAUAGAUGAUGAUGAUGUGGAGGAGCAGGCCCCUGCGAGGCCACCCCGCAUCAUGUACCAGGAGAAGGCCAUGGUGGACCCCUACACCCCAGAGCUACACACCAGGAGCAACCACCACAACAUGGAUAGCUGCUCUGUUUCCAGCUCCGGCUCGGUCACAGGGGAGAAAGCUCAGUACCACCUCCAUGACGGCGACACGGACAGUGCAAAGUACAGCUCGCCACGUGGGGAGGAGGACAGAGAUUUCACCUUCAUGGACGACGACGAUGAUGAGAUCCGAGUGUAGACACACCUGCUCUGGCCAGACAGAGUUUUCCAAUGACACUGACCGAGAUGACAAGGUGUUGGGGCUAUGACACAUGAAAAAGGCAGGGGAAGGAUUUAGAAGCAGGGCCAAAUCUGUUUUAAGCUUCUUUUAGAUCGGCCCAAACUCUGCACACUUUGUCAACGUCAUAAAUAAAACCAAUUACGCCUUAUUCACUGUGCUGUAGCAGGGAGAUGUGAGCUGACUGCAUGCUGAGAGUGCAGACUGGGUCACUAAGUUGCACUCUCGAAAGUUUUGGGUUUGUUGUUUGUUGCAGUUUUUUGCACCAUCAAACUCUGGACCCUUAUUAUUAUUAUUAUUAUUAUUAUUAUUGCAAAAUUCGGUUUUAAAAACAAACCGGCUUCUGUCGUCAAACUCUGUAAUGUAAACUCUCAACUGUGCAUCUGCAAAGAGGAGAGAAAUCAGUGAGCCGCUGGUUAUGAGCUCACUCAUUUAAAGAAGUAAAGGUUAACCACGAGGUUAGAGAAGUAUAUUCCCAGCUGUCAAUCACAUGGAUAUCACAUUGGGAGCGUGAUGUGUGAGGUGAGCAGACGGACGUGCGGGGUCACACGCUCACUGUGGAUCUGUUCUACACAUUCUGAGGGAAACAGCAAGAAUUGAAACUCCGAUAUCUUUGUAAUCCCGGCGUGUGGGAGUGAUCGCCAAGCUUCAUUUGCCGAGAAGAAUAUUUUGGCAUAGACACUAAAUAGAGAAAGUUGUGAUUACUUUUGUUCAAUUGAAUUAAUGAGAUGAGUUCUGCCUUAUUUUUUUUUUUUACUAUAUUUUAUGUACAUAUAGUAUCUGGAGGUCGGUCUUCACAGUAGCUUGUUGUAUUUGAGGUAGUUUAUUAUUUUGCGGCUGUUUUCUUUGGCAAAUUCUUUGGUAUUUAUUCAUUAACUCUCAUAAGGGAUGGAUCAGUCUUAAUGUGCACUGCUAGGUCUUAAAACGUUUAAUUAUGGCUUUUUUUCCGAUGAGAUAAAUUUCGUACAGAAAUGUAACGGUACCACACAGGGAGAGUCGGCUUGUUUGCAUAGGCACCGGCACCGUGGGACUUCAUUACGAGGACUAAACGCAUCACUCCUGCGAUCGCUGUCAUGGUAAAGCUGUAUUAGGUAACGAUAGAUUCACGAAAUCACACAAGAAUUGUCAGAAAAGUUUUGUAUGUGUUGUGUGUCCUGUGCCAAAACAGGACAGACGUGGUGAUUGUGGGGAAACUGUGUGUGUCUGUGUCGUCACUGAAGUUGUAGGAUUAGCAGGUCAGCAGAGAGACGUAGGAGAUGUUUGUAAGGGAGUCGCUGCAGUAGAAACAGGGUCAAACUGUGAUUUAAUAGUUGCCGCUCUGUCCAACACACAUCCUGUCUUAAUCGACACGUGUCCAUGUUUGUCUCUGAGGGCAGAGAGAGGACGCAGCAGAAUGAGCAGAGAGUUAUUAGAGUGCAGCUACUUAACAGUCGUGUGUCAGGUAUGACCUCGAGGCAGAGGGGGGGGUGGGAUAUUUCCUAAACCGGAUCCGCAAGUGAUGAUAACCACCUCCUCUAAACAACGCAAAUCAAACAGUAGGAAGAGAUGAUUAAAUCAGCCAACCAUCUGACAGCUGGGCAGCUUUUCUCUGGUGUUUAGUUGGUUUUUACAACCAGGCUCGUUCAGUAGUCUCCUCCGGGUUACCCUCAGUUAUAAAUUAGGCCGAACGAGGCGUACGCUAUCUUUCUUCCGUGUCCGUGAUUAAUGUCUGACCUUUUUUAUUUUGUGUUAGAAAAGCUAAUUGCCACGUUUGAAAAAUGGGAGCUUUGGAUUUCGUGUUGUGGCGCAGAAGCCGGGGUGUGUGCGCAGAAUCCGGAUGCCAAGCUUUUCUGCCUUCGGGUGAUGUGUUUUGUUUUUUCUCACACGAACAGGUUGUGAGAAGUUCUGAAAUGAAAAGCAAUCUGGAGGAAAUUGCCAAGUAUGUUUUAACCGUUUUUUCGGGUAACGUUAGGAGAACGUUGGAGUUUGUUUAUUUUUCCUUUCUGUGUAGAUAAUAUGCAGUAUGAUUUGAGUCAGGUCGCUUCAUGGGCCAAAUAAAAGCUGUCUUUUUCCUUCUCUUUUUGAUCCAUUGUGAAAUAUGUGGUUCUCGGAGCGUCGGGGCAGCUGCAAUCCUUGAAGAAAAGAAACAAAAUCACUCCUUGUCUGCCGUUGUUUUAAUCAAAUCAUGUAAAUACAGGUUGUGCCAUUGAUUAUUACAGUCAACAAUCUUUGCCCUCAGCAGACUGUGUGGUGCCAGUGUGGGAACCGGACGAAUGUUAAGGGCUUUAAUACUAACUCUGUGGCCAAAUAGUAUUUGCGUGUUUUAAAAUUGGAGUUAUAAUUUGAAAGAGAUCGAUAGCGAAUGAUGGAAAAGUCUGAAGUAUUCCUCUGAAAUACUGUGUUGAGAUCGUCUCAACUAUUUGGCGUUUGUCUCAGUGUGAAACUCCUAAGUAGGGCAGAAGAAACCAUAUCAAGGAAUUUGCAAAUACAUUCUGCAUCAGGUCAACUUUGAAGUUUCCCAUAACCCAAACAGCUGUGGUUUGGUGUGCGGCAAAAAAAAAGAAAAAAAGAUAAGGACUGUAAAAAAACAACUGGCUCAAAGUUCAGCUGUAGAAUGUUUUUCUUUUUUUCUAUUCAGUGGCUGUAGUGUUAUGCCAAGUAUGUACUGUUUUCUCUUUCUACUCCUCACUCUGGUUUUACAGUAUAUUAAUAUAUUUACUUUUCUCACUUUCCUUUCUUUGAAAUAACAGCUAUAUUUUUCAAUAAAAGAGAAAGCUGGUAAUCUUUAA